This is a messenger RNA of Gadus macrocephalus (Pacific cod), 2553 nucleotides long. RefSeq names its product transmembrane BAX inhibitor motif containing 1a (gene tmbim1a). The record is from RefSeq and is a predicted model, not a curated record. Gene Ontology annotation, cellular component: Golgi apparatus; membrane; endoplasmic reticulum. The transcript is spliced from 12 exons. Gene Ontology annotation, biological process: negative regulation of apoptotic signaling pathway. Bases 536 to 1603 code for a protein of 355 amino acids. NCBI's taxonomy places the organism in Eukaryota, Metazoa, Chordata, Actinopteri, Gadiformes, Gadidae.
AAAGCGAGUAAACACGGGAAUGUAGCGGGGACGACAUUCCACCUCCAUGCAACUGGUUUCAAUCACUUCUAAGCAAAUAAUUCAUUCGAGACACAACCGACCUGUUCAUCUUUAGAAAUAUUGGUUACACUGUAGCUUUUGUAACUAUCUCCGCCAGCUAAGGCAACCAAAUCCAAGGAUGGUUUGGUCCCUCUCCCUUUCUGGUCUCGUCCAGAAGCCUUGCUUCUCACUCAUCUGGGUGUGUUCUUUUAGCGUUUGGCAGAUAUGCUCGGCUCCACCCUAUUUGUCAUGGGUUGGAGUAGCCUACCGGGUAGUAUUCUAGUCAUCGGGACACAGUGUGAUGAUUGCUAGGUGCGGCCUGGUUGUUUAGUUAAUGGUUGCUGCUUCAAAGUUGGGUCUUUUCCAAAUAAUAUCUGCUCUUUUACCAAGUGAAUGGCAUUGUUAGGCUUGGCAAGACAUUGAUCAUCUUAACACGUAUUUUCGUCGGUAAACUGCGGGACCUCAUCCGGUCGUUUGUAAUCUUUAUCGGGUAAGCAUGUCCAGGUCAGACUAUCCCCCCGGCUACGACCCCUCCCUCGCCCCGCUGUACGGGCCCCAGGGCGGCGGCGGCGGCUACCCCCCUCCCCCGGCCUACGGUUUCCCCGGCUUCGGGGGCCCCCCACAGGGCCACCCGUCUGCACCGUACGGCGCCGCCCCCAACGCGCCCCCCUACUCCGGGCAGCCCGGGGGCUACCCGCCGGGGGGCUACCCGCCGGGGGGCUACCCGCCCGGUCCGAAAGCGGGGCAGCCUCAUCCCGGUGCUGGCUAUGGGUACCCCAACCAGCCACCCAUGCCUCCCAUGCCCCCCAUGAUGCCGCCCACGAUGCCCUCCGAUGUCUUCAGCUCAGACGACGCAGAAGGGGAGGGGUUUGCUGCGAGGGACAGCGGUUGGGACAGCCUCAGUGUUCGCCACGCCUUCAUCCGCAAGGUGUAUAUGAUACUGGCCUCCCAGCUGCUUCUCACCACGGCGAUCGUGGCUGUGUUUGUUUUCGUGGAACCGGUCAGGUUGUUUGUGCAACAAAAUCCAGCCAUCUACUGGGCCUCAUUUGGCGUGUACUUUGUAACACACCUUGUUCUGGUCUGCUGCACAGGACCCAGGAGGAAAUUCCCAUGGAAUGUCAUCCUUUUGCUGAUAUUUACCCUGGCCCUGUCCUAUAUGACCGGGUCCAUAUCAAGUCACUAUGAUACCAAAUCAGUGUUCCUGGCAUUGGGCAUCACCGCUGUGGUUUGCAUUGUCGUUACAGUCUUCUGUUUCCAGACUAAGGUGGACUUCACCAAGUGCCAAGGUCUCUUCUGCGUGCUGGGGAUUGUGAUGCUCGUUACAGGCAUCAUCACCACCAUCGUGCUGUCCUUCAAAUAUAUGCCGUGGCUUCACAUGCUGUAUGCCGCUAUGGGGGCCAUUGUCUACACCCUGUUCCUGGCGUACCACACGCAGUUGCUGAUAGGCAACAGGAAGCACUCGAUCAGCCCGGAAGAGUACGUCUUCGGCGCCCUCUCCCUUUACGUCGACAUCGUCCAGAUCUUUCUCAUGCUCCUGCAGCUCAUUGGUGCCGCAAAAAGAUAGGCUCACACUGGAAACACAGCCUUAUAUGGCCAACAGGGGAAAGACAGCAUUUAAUGGUCGGCAGGAUGUGAGGAGGAUUGUUGUUUAAUACACAGAACAGCAAACAUUAUCCUGGUGCUUUUUCGCUCUAUUUAGUUGUAUUAAUAUAUAAGGAAUUUGUCUGACUUAAUCAGUUGUUUAAAAAGAAAAGGAUCAAUAACUGGCCUUUAAAUUACAUGGGAAUCAUUCCAUGUUGACAAACUGAACAAAGGGCUUGCUAGGGAGAAAGCCAAAAAGGGUCUUUGUAAAAGGAUGAUUUAUAUGUAUAAGCACAUAUAAUGCACUUUGAUGGAACAAAUCUACAUUUGUGCCACAUACAACUUUAAAGGUGGUCACAAUUGUAACUCCAGUUUGUGUGUAUAUAAACUGACCUGUUCAAAUAGUUACUUAUCCUAUAUCCUUGCAUUAUCUUUACAUUAUUUCAACCAAGUCUGCUGCUGAAGUUUGAAAGUGGAUGAGAAAACGAAGUGUUUUGAAUGUUAAAUCAACUUUGAAUGUUAAAUGUGUGUGCCUGCAGGCUUAGCUUCAGUCUCUGUACCUCAUGAGAUGCCUUUUUAAUGAACUGUUUCCUCUGCCUUCAUAGAUUGUCUUCCUGCUGUUCACUUUAUUAUUUUGCCAAUCUGGGUAGCAGUUUGUAUAUAUAUAUAUCAUUGGUGCACUUUCACUUCAUCUUGCCCUCGUACCAAGUGAUAAGGGAUCACUCGUUGAGUGAUGUUAAACCAUUGAUGCCAGGAAGAAAAUACCCAUAACAUCAUGUUUACUUUGUUUAUGCUUCAAACUUAUUUUGCAGCUUAAAGACUAUAUAAAUUUGAUCAGAAAGGUUAAGCUUCAGGUUAUGUUUAGGGAGGAAGGGCUUGGAAUGAAAUCACAUGUUUAGGUUUUAAAAAUCAAUAAAUAUUUUAUUUGCAAGA